AGGAGAGCGAAGAACCGUGCCCGAGUCUGGCUCCGAAGCACACGCUGACCAAGGCUACGCCACGGACUAUCGAAAGCCGCACCCUCCUCCAUUCCUGGCCACGCAUCCGGGGCCAAGCCAAGGCGCAACGAAGUCAACACAUCCCAGCUGGGUCGCACCGGCAAGGCUUCCAAUUCGAUGACCCUGGCUUCUCGGGAGGAGUUAUUGAAGAACUUCCACGUCCUCCAGCCGUCCAUCGGUCGUCUUGUAGCCUCUUGGACGCCUGCUGGAAAUGUGUUGGGGGCCUUUGGCGUUCGUUUUUGGAGCCGACUUGGGAGCAGCGGGGGUCAUCUUGGAGACCUUGGUCCCGCCACCACGAUGCCCCAAAGACGCCCCCGAGAGGCUCCCAAGAGAUCCCCGAGAGGCUCGGCGCCGGCGCCGCUGCCGCUGUGCACGCCGCGUGGCGUCGCACCUGCUUCUGUCCGGUGGGUCGGCUGCCUUUGCCGCUGGGAGGUGGCUCGUGGUGGCCACCUUCGCCCAGUCGCGCACGUGCAUGUGCUCCCACUCGUCGUCAAACUCGCUCGGGGAAUCCUAGAGAUCGGCCCACGCCACUCUCAAGGGGACCCUCCGGCCGCCGUCGCCGUCCUCGACAACGACCUCGUGGGACUCCUCGGCCUCGGCCUCGGAGUCGUCAGCCUCCGUUGGGGUUGCGAAGGCGUCGUCGCCGAGCUCGAAAAGGGCUCUCGCUUCGGCCAGUGCGGCCGCGACGUCGUCCUGCUCCUCCGGGUUCAGCUCAGCAGUCUCGCUGGCGGUGUCGUCAGCGUCAAGACCAAGAAGUGCCCUCGCUUCGGCCAGCGCGGCCUCGUCAGCCUCGUCGGACACGGCGUAGUCGGACUGCUCCUCUGAGUCCUGCUCCUAGGCCUCGCUGGCGGAGUCGUCAGCGUCAAGCCCGAGAAGAACCCUCGCGUUGAGUAAGGCCUCGGCCUCGAUGUCGAAGAAGGUGUCCGGAUCGUCCACCAUCAGCUCGAGAAUCUGGAGGAGGGACAAACGGCUUCACCAGUCCCUCGAAACCCUUGAUGUUAAUCAGGUCGACCAGCUCGGCACGAGAAAAAGUGGUGGGCUGAUUGCGCAUCAUUAGUGGUCCGCUGGUCGGCGCUCGAGCCCAUUUGAUCAUACACAACUCCCGGGACAAAGGCGGCCGCCUUCACGUUGAAGGACGUGCGCAGACUGCCCGACUCCUGGGCAAUGAGCGCUACAUCCAGCUUCAAAAUCUGCAGCUGCAUGGGACACAUCGCUCCGCUGGAAGGCUUCGCAACGUCCCCAGCACCCUCGCCGUCCCGCAUUCCCUUUCUGACAGCAAUGCUGGAAGAGAAGCACUGCGAGUCGAUCAAAUCGCCUUGCGUGGGUACAUCACCAGGUGCGCAUACCCUUGUCAUAAAGGAUGCGUCUCGAGACAUCGAGGCGUUCGAAGAAGCUCAAACAACGUUGUUCGGAAUCGGCUGACAGGAGGUAUCAAGGCGUGUGUUAUGCUACCGAUGAAGAAUCUGCAUCCAAAUGCAUACGAAUUGGACAUCGGACCCAACUGGCUUGAGCU
Prorocentrum cordatum is the source of this 1573-nucleotide messenger RNA. The record is from the annotation of a GenBank genome assembly. NCBI's taxonomy places the organism in Eukaryota, Dinophyceae, Prorocentrales, Prorocentraceae.